AUGGCUGCGUGGACCUCUGCCAAGGGCGCUCUCCUUCCGUGGGCUCGCAGCAGCAGCGGCCAUGGCGGCCUCUCGAGUGUCCUGGCAAGGGCGUUGGCUUUGGCUACGGCCGGAGGAGGAGACGGCUGCUCGCUUCUCCCGCGCCGGUGGCAGUCGUCGCUGCCGCAGCUCGACCACGUCGACAGGUCCGACGAGGAGAGCGGCGGCGGCGGCGAGAUCGACUGGGACAAGCUCGGCUUCGGCCUCACCCCGACCGACUACAUGUACGUCACGCGGUGCUCGCCGGAGGACCGCGGCGACUUCCCCCGCGGCGAGCUCUGCCGCUACGGCAACAUCGAGCUCAGCCCCUCCUCCGGCGUUCUCAACUACGCCCAGGGGCUGUUCGAGGGGAUGAAGGCGUACCGGCGGCCGGACAAGGCCGGGUACACGCUGUUCCGUCCGGACGAGAACGCGCGGCGGAUGCAGCACGGCGCCGAGCGCAUGUGCAUGCCGGCACCGUCCGUGGAGCAGUUCGUCCACGCCGUCAAGCAGACGGUCCUCGCCAACAGGCGCUGGGUGCCGCCGCAGGGAAAGGGAGCUCUGUACCUCCGGCCUCUGCUGAUGGGGAGCGGCCCGAUUCUUGGGCUGGCUCCGGCCCCCGAGUACACCUUCCUCAUCUACGCCGCACCCGUCGGGAACUACUUCAAGGAGGGCCUGGCGCCCAUCAACCUGGUGGUGCAUGACGAGUUCCACCGCGCGAUGCCCGGCGGGACCGGCGGCGUCAAGACCAUCGCCAACUACGCGCCGGUGCUGAGGGCACAGACGGACGCCAAGAGCAAGGGGUUCACGGACGUGCUGUACCUGGACUCGGUCCACAAGCGCUACCUGGAGGAGGUGUCGUCGUGCAACGUGUUCGUCGUCAAGGGCGGCGUCGUCGCCACGCCGGCCACCCGGGGCACCAUCCUGCCGGGCAUCACGCGCAAGAGCGUCAUCGAGCUCGCCAGGGACCACGGACACAAGGUUGAAGAACGCCUCGUUUCCAUCGACGAUCUGAUGGGUGCAGACGAGGUAUUCUGCACCGGGACCGCGGUGGUGGUUGCUCCGGUGUCCACAGUUACGUACCAGGGCAACAAGUACGAAUUCAGAACGGGCCCGGACACGGUGUCGCAGGAGCUGUACACGACUCUGACAUCCAUUCAGAUGGGCCUGGCCGAGGACAAGAAGGGAUGGACAGUAGCAGUAGAGUAG
Molecule: messenger RNA, 1227 nt
Organism: Miscanthus lutarioriparius
Lineage: Eukaryota; Viridiplantae; Streptophyta; Magnoliopsida; Poales; Poaceae
Source: the annotation of a GenBank genome assembly